UCUGCUCUACGUGGUGCGUUAUCCAUACUUGAUCAGCAGUUUUUUUUUUAGUCCUGUCUUGUCAGAUCUGGCCCACACAGUUUGCCUUGUCCUGCUAGCACCACGCGGGUCGAUCUACUUCUGAAUCAUCAUUGCUUUUUUUUUAAUGCAUCUCUCUCCUGUCAUUCUUUUUCUUUUCUGUUUCACUUGAUUUUCUGCUCCUGCUGUGGCCUGUUAUCCCUGGGUCGCAUGCUCAGGACAACACUCAUCCUUACUACUGGCGUCUUGGCAUUCUAAACGCAAGCGAAUCUUAAAACUGACUCGCUAUAGGCACCACCUCCUCUUUACACACAGAGUUCCCCCCCCUAUAAUUCUACCUGGGGAAUUAUAAUAACUAGCUUGCUGCUUGGAUUUCAUCCAUCCUGCUGUCCAAACAUCUCGCCAUGGCCCUCAUGGUGCAGGAUGACAUGGAUCUGCGUACUACGGAGACUACUAUGGCAGAUAUCAGCAAGGUUUCUCCACUCCGCCGCCAGGUUUCCGAACCAUUCAACUCAUACUCCAACUCUCUAACUGCUACCCAUUCCCCAUCUGUGGUGAUGGGUAAACCUAAAUGUCCCUGGUGCGGCCGGUUUAUCAAACGUAUCGACGGUCUUUCUCAUAGUGAUGCCCUGAAAGCGCACAUGGAAACCGUGCAUCCUCAUUUUGCCAAGUUCCCCAUCUAUGACGGUGCGGCGGAUGGUCAUGCUCCCAAUGGGACCCAUGAUCACAAUGCCAACGCCCUUGCCACUGAGGAACCUAUUAAGAACGGAGCUAUCCUUGCCAGCGUCGAAAAGGACGAGGGUGUUAGUGAUGGUCUCAACGGCAACGACAAUAGCCGCGAUCUUCAGAACGGAGCUGCUGGAGACCACGACCACGGUGUUGAGGGAGGUGAAACUGGUGUCGAAAAUGACGAGGCUGUGGGAAAUCAAGAACUGGAAGACGAUGAAGAUGAAGAAGGAGUAGAAAUUGCUCUCGAGGAAGAACCCAUUGAAAAUGCCCUCCCUGUACCCGCCUCGACUGACAACUUUUCUAAACCGACCCUCCAGGCUGCAGAGCAACGAUAUCUGGACUACUGGAACAUUCACAAGCCCCAAAUCUUCUCCAGUGACUUUGAUGACGAGACCACUGAUUUGGAGCAUGAUUGGGACCGCGUGUUCGGCGCCGCAUCCAAUGGGGCUCUCAAACGUGAGGCCCCCGAACCUCUGGAGCGUCCUGUGCCAUACAAACGGACCAAGGUCAAUCCAGGUGAAUUUUUGGAAAUCACCCCCGUCGAGAAAUAUCUCGCCCAACUGCGCGACCCCGAAAAUCUGACCUACGACGAGCUUUACGCGGUCACCGCCAACGUCGCUCAUGCGCUUCACACCUGGCAGGAUGAAUACCUUGCCAUCGACAAAAUGACGAAACGAGCCACCCGCAACGUGCUCCAGAAAACGGCAGAUCCCCGGAAGCUUGAGGAGCGUCUCAAGUUUGAGGACAAGAAGAUGGCCGCCCUCUAUGGCUUCAAAUAUGAUUCGAAGAAGACCUACGAAAACCUCUACAACACGAAGAAAUGCCCCUGGCAACUUCCUUUCAUGACCGCCGGCUUCAAGCCCACGGCGACCCAGUGGAAGAAGAUGAGCGACAAACUCGACCCCAAUAAUCAGAACCCCGAUGGGUGGCCGACCAUGCGUAAAUUCGGUCUCGAGUGGACUCUCCGACAGGAAGAUCCCAAGGAUCCCGAGGAACUCAAACCAAAACCCAGCCCGAAACUUACUCGAAACCGCCGGGCCGCCGAGCUGGAGGCUGCCACCAGACUCGAAGAGACCGCCGACAGCAGUGGCGAGACCGAAGCGGUCGUCGAAACUGAUGAAGAGAUCACCCCUCCUCCCGCGAAGCGCGCCCGCACCCGAGGCGGCAAGCAGUAUGCUGCUGCCACCACCACCGAAGCAUCUCAGAACGGUACCGCACCCCCCAGUCCCACCCCAACUCGCAGUACCACUCGUGGUCGUGGUCGCGGUCGCGCGCGUGGAGGCCGUGCUGGCUCUCGUGCCAUCUCCGAGACUCCCCAACCUCCUGCCAUGACAUCUACAUCCGUUACUACUGCUACAACUCCUGCUGCUGCUGCUGGUGGUAGUGCCUCUGGUGUUGGUGUUUCUACGCGUGGCCGAAGCGGUCGGGGUCAGGCACGCGCAUCAGCUUCAGCCAGAGCAACACCCGUUCCCUUGCAAGCCCGCCCCGAGUCAGCAAAUACCACGAUUCUUGACCUGCCACACAUCGCCCCAGCGCCAGCGAUCGCUCCAAGAAUUGCACCAGCGAAUCCAAUCACUACCUCACUGGAAGACGCGAACGUCGACCCGGUCGAACUGGCUCGUCGGCAGAAGAUUGCCAACUCCAAGAACCCAAAACGGACCGAGGCGAUGCUCAACCACUGGGCCCGGUUCAAUAAGGAGGGCCGCGUGCGCAACCCAAAACGCACCAAGGCCCAGAUCGAAGCCGACCGCGUCGCCGACGCUGCCAAGAAGGCAACCGAGGGCCCCAAACCAACUGGCCGCAAGCGCAAGUUCCCGGAUGACCUGGACACCAUCACCAUGCCUCGAGGCGGUGCCACCUUCGCCACCCACUCGACCCCGGCGCCGGAGAUCGCCCCCAAGACGGCCACCCCGGUCGAGCUCUCCCUGGCACCAGCAAUGUCUGCCGUCCCAUCGUCACAGGGAGGUGCUCCUCCGUUGCAACCCGCUACCUUGCAACCCGUGGCGCCGCAGCUGGCUCCUCCGCUGGCUCGGCCAGCCCCUUCGCCCUUCGGGCCUGGUCAGCCCAUGGGUCCUCCUCCACCCCACCAGAUACCCUAUCACACUCCGUACCCGGACUUCUUCAUCCGUUACCAGGGGCCCUCACUACCUCCUCCUCCUCCUCCUCCUCCUCCUCCACCUCCUGGUCCUCCUCGAGGAGACGGUCGUUAAACAGACCCCCUAAAAAAAUCCUUUCACCCACAUGUCCAUAUGCCAGUGCUAUCUGGUGGUUUCUAAUAACUUCUAAUGUCUUUUUCAAGGUUUUCUUUUGUUC
Penicilliopsis zonata CBS 506.65 is the source of this 3060-nucleotide messenger RNA. RefSeq lists its product as hypothetical. The transcript is spliced from 3 exons. Lineage: Eukaryota; Fungi; Ascomycota; Eurotiomycetes; Eurotiales; Aspergillaceae. The coding region runs from base 423 to 2957 and encodes 844 amino acids. The record is from RefSeq and is a predicted model, not a curated record.